AUGGGCGCCCUACUUUCUCUCCCAAUAACGCUCCUCAACCUCCUCCUACCAUUCACGAAACCCGGGACACCAGUUGCUCAAGACCUCAUCCACACAGCUGUUCUCUGCGGCACACUUUAUUACGCCCCACAAAUCGCCGAAUGGUACAACACACGACAGCUCGGGAACACGACAGACGGGCUAGGGCAAGACACAAAUCACGACCAAGAACAAGAAACACAACAAAAUGAGCCACACGACGUACGCGACGUACCCCAAGAGCCGCGGCCCCAAACCGGACAGCCCGGUCUCCAAGCGCACGUCGAAGACGAAAUCGAACCCGCAGCCCCGCAGCCAGGCCCCGCAGAGCAACACCAACAACCCCAACCCAACGGCGCUUUCGAACUCCCGGAAGACGCAGGCCCCGCGAACGAGCGCCCGCGCCCAACACCGCAAAACCGCGCCGUCGGUGCCAAGAAAGCGAAAUCCCUCGCCCGCAAAGACCAGCGGCGCGCGUACCACGAGUUUCACCGGCAGGAAGCCGAGCUGCGGCGCCUGCAGGCGGCCGAAGGUGCCGAGGAGCGUGACGCUGCGCUUGCGGCUGAGAAGGCGCGGCGGGCGGCUGCCGAGGCGGAGAUUGUCGAGCGCGAGAGGCGGGAGAGGGAGGAGCGGAAGCGCGAGGUGGAGAGGGAGCUGGAGGAGGAGCAGGAGCGUAGGGAGAGAGUGGUGCGGAGUGUGAGGGAUGCAGUGGACAGCGCUGGCUGUGUGGAUCUGGUCGAUGUAGCCUGGACUGAGGGCAAGGAUCGAGUGUGGGUGGAGAGACUGGUCAGGGCUAGUGGGGUCCUGGGACAGUUGGCAAAGGACGGCGCCAAGGUCUUGAUCACAAGUCAAGGGUGGCUGGUUAGAGUCGAUAAGGAUAUCAUGGAGCGGGUGUAUGCAGACGCUGAGAAGUUUGGAGAGGCGCGUGGUGGCAAAGUUGGGUUCAACGAGUUUGGCGGGAUGCUGGAGAGGGCGGUCAGAGCAAGAGCUAGGGUGUAA
This is a messenger RNA of Ascochyta rabiei, 1017 nucleotides long. RefSeq lists its product as uncharacterized. The coding region runs from base 1 to 1017 and encodes 338 amino acids. The record is from RefSeq and is a predicted model, not a curated record. The transcript has a single exon. NCBI's taxonomy places the organism in Eukaryota, Fungi, Ascomycota, Dothideomycetes, Pleosporales, Didymellaceae.